Messenger RNA from Pomacea canaliculata, 685 nucleotides. Its product is annotated as U1-hexatoxin-Iw1a-like. The coding region runs from base 126 to 446 and encodes 106 amino acids. NCBI's taxonomy places the organism in Eukaryota, Metazoa, Mollusca, Gastropoda, Architaenioglossa, Ampullariidae. The transcript is spliced from 3 exons. The record is from RefSeq and is a predicted model, not a curated record.
AGGGUAAGACUGCAGAUGCUUGAUUAGCAUAUGCUGACAGUUAUAUAACCAACGUGGCCUGGAACCUCAAAGCAAGAGAGAUUCGACAGUUUGAGUAUUAAACAUCUGCUUGACAAGCUUUAGUCAUGCUGAGGGCAUACUUAAUCUAUUUCUGCCUGCUGGUUACACUGGUGGUGAGCCAGGAGAAGCAGUGCACGAGGGAUUCGGACUGUGGGGACCAGGAGUGCUGCAUCACCUUCGGCCGCAAGCGCUUCAUCUUUUCCUCCGGACACUGCAAGAAGUUCAGCGACAUGGGGGAUGCCUGCGAGCCCCCCGAGCUGUCACACGGGACAGAGCACACCUUCAACUGCCCCUGCGUAGGGCCAACCUGGAGUGUCAUGGCGAAAAGGAACUCCAUGAGGGUGGGUCAAGUUCUUACACCAACCCCCGCUGCACUGAGCCGAUAACACCGACACCAGCACUGACGUAGGAAACCACGGUUGUAUAAGCCACGUCUACAUUAUGACACUUUGAUUUCUUGGUCUAAGGCUAGCUUCACAUACUGCGACUACAUCGAAUGAAAUUGGAAAUUGCCUUACACUUUGUUCUGACCGCCUCAUCUUCGAUGUGACAGUGAGAACUUUUGUCUGCGAUGACGAUUUGAAUGAAUUUUGAAAACAUUAAAUAACUUCUUGCUGUAGGCUGC